UGUUCACAUCCACACAGGCAUGGCUCCUCUGGAUGGAAAGAACACAGGAAGAAGGAAGGAUGGGAUUGUAAAUCAUCCGUCCUGUUAGAGUUUUCUGCUCUGCCGCCUGUGCGUGUGUGUGUGUGUUUGUGUGUGUGUUUGUGUGUGUGUUAGUGUGUGUGUGUGAGAGUGUCAGGGAGGAGGGGACAUCACAGCCUCCAGCAGCUCUUUUUAGCUUCCACCCGGGGAAACCAAGCAGCCAGAUCUGUUUUGCUUCCUGCAGGAAAAAGAGGGUGAAGGGACAGCCGCGUGUUUUUUUUCUGUCAGAUUUUCCACUGUGGAUUUGUAUUAUCACCCACACACACACGUAUACAUGUACCGCGGAACUCAUGAAAUGCAGACACAGAGGACCGGAGAGUGGGAUGUAGAAUGGCUCAAUUUAAGGAUGUUUCUGUCAGGAAGACUUCUUUAAAUCUGGUGACUGGAUUUUUUCAGUAUCUGCGUGAUGAGCAAGAGGCAGUGCAGAAGAGAACCUUCACGAAAUGGAUCAAUUCUCAUUUAGCAAAGCAUAAACCACCACUAGAGGUUAACGACCUUUUUGAGGACAUCAAGGAUGGGGUGAAGCUCUUGGCUCUGUUGGAGGUCCUGUCUGGCCAAAGACUUCCCUGUGAACAAGGCCGCCAGCUGAAGAGGAUCCACUGGGUUUCCAACAUCGGCACCGCGCUCAAAUUCCUUGAAGGCAGGAAGAUCAAACUUGUUAAUAUUCAUGCCACCGACAUCGCAGACGGACGACCGUCAAUUGUCCUUGGGUUGAUAUGGACCGUUAUUCUCUACUUCCAGAUUGAGGAGUUAACCAGCAACCUGCCAGCCCUUCAGGCCCUGUCCAACAGCAACUCUUCCGUGGAGAGUAUUAACACCUCUGAAACAGGAAGCCCUCCCAUGAAGAGGAAGGUGGUCACCAAGUUUCAGGGCAAUGCCAAGAAGGCCCUGCUCAGAUGGGUGCAGUGCACAGCAGCCAAGUUUCAUGGGAUUGAAGUAAAGGACUUUGGUCCCAGCUGGCGAGAUGGUGUCGCGUUUCAGUCGGUGGUGCACGCCAUCAGGCCAGACCUGGUGGACAUGCAGGUGGUACGGCGGAGAAGCAACAGGGAGAAUUUGGAGGAUGCCUUUACGCUCGCGGAGAACGAGCUGGGCAUUCCCCGUCUGCUGGAUCCAGAAGAUGUGGACGUGGACAAGCCGGACGAGAAAUCCAUCAUGACGUACGUGGCUCAGUUUCUCAAGCACUAUCCAAACCCCCACCAAUCAGAGACCGAUGGACAACAGGAUGAGCUGCUUCUUGGCUCAAUUCCAACUUUUGCACUGUCAGUGCCAGUACUCCAGUUUGGUCCCCAAGAUAUAGAGCAAAUGCUUGAGAGAGAGGAGCGGAAGAUGCUGAGAGAGCUGAAGGUGUUUUUAGAUCAGUUGGAGAGAGACGUCCUGCGGGCCCAAGGAGCGGAAGGAAACCUCACGGACAAAUAUCAGGCGUUUAAAAACUUCCGCGUACAGUACGAAAUAAAGAAAAAGCAGACGGAUCCUCUGCUCCAGCCGGUCCACAAGGAUGGGAAGCUGUCCGUGGAUCAGGCUCUGGUCAAACAAGCCUGGGACCGUGUGUCUGCCAGGCUGCUGGACUGGCACAUCCAUCUGGACAAGUCCCUGCCUGGGCCUCUGGGGGUGAUUGGAGCCUGGCUUCACAGAGCGGAGAUGGCUCUGAGAGAGGACAUUCCCAUUCAGCAUGCUCACGAGGAGACGGCCAAUGUUCUACACAGAAAGCUGGAGCAGCACAAGGAGGUAUUAAAAAACCUGGAGUCGCACAGGCAGCCCUUCCAGCAGAUCCACAGGGACAGAUCAGUGAACGGUGUACCUGUCCCACCUGAACAGCUCCAAGAUAUGGCAGAACGGUUCAACUUUGUGUCCACGUCGUCUCACGCUCACUUAAUAAAACUGGAAUUCUGGGAAAUGAAGUAUCGACUCAUGGCAUUCCUUCUGUUAGCCGAGUCAAAGCUCAAGUCCUGGAUCAUUAAAUAUGGCCGACGGGACUCAGUUGAACUCCUCCUGCAAAGUUACCUUACUUUCACUGAAGGCCACAGAUUUUUUGAGCAGUAUGAGAUAAUCUUCACAGCUCUGAAGCAAGCUGCAGAGGUUUAUGUUAAGUCUGACAGUUCAAGGUCUAAGACCUGUAACCAAGUCGACGAAGCAGAGGGGGUGAGUAAGUUCCUCAGUGAGAGCACGGCUCAGUGGAAGAAUCUGGCUCUGGAGGUGCGGAGUGUUCGCAGCAUGCUGGAGGAGGUGAUCUCUAACUGGGAGAAGUAUAGUAGCACGGUGGCAGCUCUGCAGGCCUGGCUGGAGGACGCCGAGCAGAUGCUCAACCACUCGGAUAAUGCCAAACGUGACUUUUUCCGCAACCUCUCUCACUGGAUCCAGCAGCACAUGGACAUGAACGAUGCUGGGAACUUCCUCAUUGAGACGUGUGAUGAUACGGUCUCACGAGAUCUGAAGCAGCAGCUUCUCCUGCUCAACGGGAGAUGGAGGGAGCUGUUUGUCAAAGUCAAACAUUAUGCAAGAGCAGACGAAGUGGACAAGCUGAGGCAAGACUACCAUGAUGGUAUUAACACACUGAAAAUGUUCAUGGAUGCAACCAAUGAGAAGAUGAAUGCACCCGUCCAAGUGUCUUUCCUGAACGUCAGAGCCUUUGCUCAGGAUGUUGAGGAAAUCAAGCACAAAGUGCCGGCUAUGGAAGCAGCCUGUAAGGCAGCAAGCCGCACGGCUCAGCUGUUGACCAAAGACACUCCGCAAGAGGAGGUUUCACAGAUGAUGGCUGUGAUGGCUUCGAUCAAAGAGCAGCUGAGCAAGGUAAGGGAGAGAUGUUUGCCUCUACUAAGGGAGUCUCAGUCCCUUUUACCUCCACUGGAGGAAAUGGAGAAGAACAUCACAGGUUUCUACCAAGCUCUGGAGAAGGCUAGUCACAUCACCAGCACCACAGACUCAGAGGGACCAGUAGACUUCAAACAGAAGUGCCAGGAGCUGGCGACCUUCACACAUAGCUGCAAGAAAUGUCUGACCGUAAUAGAAAGAAACCACCAGACCAUUCAAAAAAUAAUGAACACCAGUAAAACCCUCCAGCACAUGGACAUGAGUCUCCUGCAGAAACGAGUAGCAGACCUGCAGACGUCCUCACAGAACAUGAUUAAGGAAUCUACAGAGUGGCGAAAGCAUGUGGAGGCAAACAGCAGCCUCAUGAAGAGGUUUGAUGAGUCACGGGUCGAGCUGGAGAAGGUUCUUAAAAUGGCACAGACCUGUCUGACAGAAAGAGGCAACCCGGAGGAGCUGCUCAAGAAACACACAGAGUUCUUUGGACAGCUCGACCAGCGUGUGUUAAAUGCGUUCCUCAAGGCUUGUGAUGAGCUGACGGAUAUUCUGCCGGAGCAGGAGCAGCAGUCUCUGCAGGAAACAGUCAGGAAGCUGCAUAAACACUGGAAGGAUAUACAGACGGAGGCCCCCUUUCACCUCCUGCACCUGAAGGUGGAGGUGGAGAGGAGCAAGCUGAUGCUGUCGCUGCAGGAGUGCCAGGCAGAGAUCACCAGGGAGAACCGGCACCUGGCAAGCAUGGGGAGCGAGAGGCUCAUCAAGGAGCACAGGGCCUUCUUCAGGGAAAAAGGACCCCAGUCUUUAUGUGAGAAAAGGCUGCAGCUGAUGGAGGAACUGUGUCAAAAACUCCCUGAGAAUGACCCAGCUCAACAGACCUUAGACACGGCGAGAAGGGACUUUGCUGACGUCCGGGAGGAAAUCGAAAACACCCACCAGAAGCUGAUGCACCAUCAGGACAAAUGGAAGGAAUACGGCACAAGGUACGCUGAACUCUCCUGUUGGCUCAUAUCUAAAGAAAGCCAACUGAGGCUCCUGAGAAGCCGAGCCAACGACCCUAGGAAAUAUGGCCAAGUGAAAGCCACCAUCAUGGAGCUGAGGAAUGAUGCCGAGCUGCAGGAGGGGAAUCUGGGCUGGCUGAAGGCCCGUAUGGCCGUGCUGAUCGAAAUCUGUGCUGACAGCGAUGCCCAGAGGCAGGGGAGUGCACUGAGCAAGCUCUCGAGUGAUUUUAAGGGUCUUCUUGCUUCUCUCUCAGAGGCUGAGAAGAUGGUCCUGGCUGUGGGGGAUUGCGUGCAGUUCAGAGAAGAGGUGCAGACUACUCUGGACGACCUCGUUCAGGGGCAGAAAGAGGCUCAGUCUGAGGUCACCAAAAUACUGGACUGUUCAACAGCUAGAGAAGCCCAACAGCUGCUGCUCGUUCACCAGCAACUGUUGAAGCGACUGAAGCUGAAGAGGAAGGACGUCCAGCAGCUGAUCACCAGGGGCCAGCAGCUCCAGGCUGAGGAGGGACUGGGAGAGGCGCUGCAGCAGGACCUGCAGAGUUUAGAGAACACACUCAGCAAAAUGGAGCAGAAUAUGGAUUCGCAGGAGCAAAGUCUUGAGGUCACACUGGCAGCCUGGCAGGAGUUUGACAGUCAACAGGAAGCAGUGCAUGAGUUUGUCAACAAAGCUCGUUCAACAAUGGAGCGAGACUUGAACUUCAGCAGCCCAGAGAGUUUAGCAGUUGAACUCGACCAGGCUCGGGUGUUGUUGAAGCAGUGUGAAGCAGAGGCCUUGCACAUGAACACGUUGCUGAAGAGAGCAACGGAAAUCCAGCUGGGCCCAAAAAAUAAGACCAUGCUGCUGGAACAAGCUCGUUCCCUCAGUCAGCAAGUGGACGAAGUAGAGACUGGGCUUAAAAAAGACGUCAAAACUCUAGAAGAAAUGAAAGAUCAGUGGGAUCGCUUUGGAGCUGGAUUCGAAGCCUUCUCCUUGUGGAUAUCUGACAAAGAAAAGCAGCUGGAUGUGAUGAAAUCUUCCACGUUGCCUCUCGAGGAGCAGAUCAGCACGGUUAAGGCUGUCGGGACCGAGCUCGGAGACAGAGCCGAGGUCCUGUCUCAGCUGGAGACGGACUCCCAGGCCCUGGCCCAGUUUGUGUCGUCGGGGGAGGCGGCUCGCAUCAAGGCACGGCUGACCCAAAUCGGCAGGUACUGGGAGGAGCUGAAGGAGAGCGUGCAGCAGCUCGAUGCACAGCUGGAGGAAAGCUCGUCACACCAGCAAAAGUUCAAAGUCAACCUGGAUGAGGUGCAAACAUCUCUCAGUGAUCUACAUACGAAACUAGAAGAUCCUGUAAAAUCCUGCACGUCCUCAUCAGAGACCUACAAAGCUCUGCAAAACCACAUGGACGUGUGUCAGUGUCUGGAGCGGCUGAAGGGAACCUUGUUGUCGCUGUCGGCUGGAGCUCGACGACUAAGCGACAAAGAGCAAGCGGAGAGGACCGUGGCAGAGCUGAACGCCAGCUAUGACCUAAAUGUACAGGAAGCAAAGGACAAACAGAGCACUCUGGAGAACCUGCUUUCUCUUUGGCAAAAGUAUGAGAAACAACGUUCAAUCUUUGUCUCCUGCUUGGAAAGAAGUGAAUCUGUAUCCAAACCAGAAAGUCACUAUCUGUCAGCUGAUAAAGCCAAACUACGUAAUGAGAUGCAUGAUUUGCAGGCCCUUCACUCUGAGGUCCAGUCUCUUGAGAGGGCUCAUGCUGAACUGGCGUCACUGGGGACGUCGUUGUACCCCACUGCUCCGGAAGAGAGUGUUAUUCAGCUAAAAGAUGAGCUCAAGAUCCUGCAGACCAGAAUGCUUGACCAAAAUAAAUUCCUCCCUCAAAGAGUUGGAGAGCUUCAGAGCCAUCUUUCACUGGUGGAGCAGUUUGACCAGGCCCUGCUUAAAUUCUCCCAGUGGAGUGAGAACGUUCUCUCAAGUCUGCACUCUUCACAAAUCAACGUUAGCAACCUGCAGUCUGCUGCAGCAAAAGUAAAGGAAACCCAGGCAACUCUGCAGAAGCAGUGCAGUGUGAGGCAGAGCCUGGAGCAGCAGACCGAGAAGCUCUGUCAGUUCAGUGAGCCUGGAGAUGCUCAGCUCUUGCGCAGCAGAGCCGACAGCUGUCUGCAGCCCUACCUGGAGGCGCAGCAGAUAGCUGACCUCCAGUUAGAGUGCCUGGAAAGGCUUGAGGCUUUUUUGCAGACUCAUGGUGAAGCAGCAGGAGUGCUGCAGGGUUUGAGGCAGACGGUGGAGAGCGCCGGGAGCUGGGACCGUGGAAGAGUAGAGGAGCUACAGCAAGAGCUGUCCACCAUCGUUCCAGACAUUAGUCAGCUUGAGACUCUAGCCAUCAAUCUAGACAGCAGCCUCUGCAAAAGUCACCUCCACAUCGACGCCGAUGAGGGUUCUAGGAAGUCAUGCCGUAUGCUGGCUGAUUCACUCAGUGCUGAGCUGGAUGCAGUGAGGAACCUGCUCGGUACUAAGCAGAGUGAAGCAGAAGCUCUGGGUGCUCUGUGGACCUCCUUCAGACAGCGGAAAGAACAACUGCUCAAAGCAGUGGAGGACAUCGAAGAAAAAGCUGAUCACCACAGCUUUAAAGAGCCCAGCCUGCACGCUGUACAGCAGCGGCUUCGGUUCUUUAAUCAGCUGGAGGAUGAGCUCCAGUCGCACCAGCACGAGGAGCAGUGGCUGAGGGAUAAGGGCAACCAGCUGGCCCAGAGAGAUGCUGAGCUGGCAGGGGAGGUGCUGAGGGAAAUCAGCUUGUUGGAGACUACAUGGGAGGACACCAAGAGGCUCAUCACAGAGAGACAAGAACAAUGCAAUGUUCUUGCUGAGCUCAUGAAAGAAUACCAAAUCCUGAAAACUUCCAUCACAGGCAUUAUUGAGAGUGCUGAACCUCUUGUAGAGAUAAACUCUGUUCUGAAGGACCACGAGGAAACCAAGAGGUCACUAACCAAGCAUGAGGCGGUGAAGGUGGAUAUGGCUGAAAAGCAAUAUGAACUGGAUCAGUUUUCCAGCAAAGGAAAACAACUGGUGAUCGAACUAAAGAAAAUUCCUGAGUGCGACUCUGAAAUGAUGAAAAAGGACAUGGAGACACUUGUCGAUCAGUGGCUGGAUGUGUCUGAGAAGAUUGAUGACAACAUCGAUCGCCUUAACCAGAGUUUGGAGUUGUGGGAAGAUGUGCGUAAAAUCAACGAGGACAUUGAGUUCUGGACGAGCAGCAGUGUGAUCGAGCUAAAUGAAAGCAUGAACAACCUCAACAACAGUCAGAAAGUGUCCGCACGGCUCUCAGCGAUACAGGCGGAAAUAGGCGAGAAGGAGCAGAAACUGGAAACCCUGCAAAGCAAAGUAUCUGAGUUGAAGAAGUGCAGUCAAAGUCAAGAGACUCCAGCUAAGUUACAGGUGUUGGAGAAUGACCUGCGGAAGAAGAUCGGCACCGUUCAGAAGCUCCAUGAGCAGGCCAGGGGAAACCUCAUGGACUUCAGUUCCCAGAGGAAACAGCUGGAAGACUACAUCUCACAGAUGUCCGCGUGGCUAAAAAGCAUGGAGGAGUCUCUGGUUUCUUCUCCCACUGGAUCGGAUCCUGAAGACAUCUGCAGAGUGAAGGACCUCCAGAAAGAGCUGCAAAAUCAGCAGGGGAGUAUUGACUCCACCAGGGAGAGUCUCAACACCCUGUGUAGAAAAUAUCCCUCUGAGGAGCUGGCUGGUCUGGGCUCAGCUCUCACUGAUCUGAUCAAAACGUACGAGUCUGUGAACCAGCUUUCUGCCAGGACUUUGGUCUCACUGCAGAACUGUCUACAGCAGCAGUUCAAUGACCUAGUUCAGGAGUUCCAUCGCUGGCUUUCUGAGCAGAGGGAGAUCGUCAAAGAAUGCUCAGAUCGAUCAGGAGACACUCAGAUUGUGGAACGGAAACUACAGAAAAUAAAGGGUGCCAUGGAUCGCGUGGAGGAAGGCGAGGUCCGUCUUACUCAGGUCUGUGAGGAAGGAGAGAAGCUUCUACUCCAUCUUCCGAAAGCCAGUGCUGGUCAGGUCCAGCAGCACCUGUCCUCCAUACAGCAGGACUGGGACAGCUUUGUGGAGCAGUGCAGACAGAACCAGCAGAUCCUCGAGGACAGUGCGUCCCUCAUGAAGGGGUUCGAAGGCCGCCUUAAGAAGCUCAGGUGGUGGUUGGAGCACAUGGAGAAGAGGAUGACCACAGAUCUGCUGGAGGCACAACAGCGUGGGCCUGAAAAAGCUGUGCUCGAACAAGUGGAGGAGUUUCAGCAGGAGGUCCUCAAAGAAAGGGACUCCUUUGAGCGUCUCGGUCAGGAGGGCCAGGCGCUUAACGAGGGCGGUCGAGGCGAUGGAAGUGAGACAAGAGUGUCGGCUCAGCUGCAGUCACAGCACCAGGCCUUGCUGAGGCGUGUGAAAGAGAGGCUGCGCAGUUGCCAGCUCACUUUACAAGAGCAACAAGCCUUUGAAGAGACACUACAGACUACUUGGACCUGGCUUAAUGGUGUCCAGGAGCGCCUGGCUUCACUCAACAGCACAGUUGGCAACAAAGAGACUCUGGAGAAAAGACUUGGUCUUGUUCAGGAUAUCCUGUUGAUGAAAGGUGAAGGUGAGGUGAAGCUCAACAUGACAGUGGGAAAAGGAGAACAAGUCCUCAAACACAACAGAAUGGAGGGGCAGGAGGUCAUUUGUUCGCAGCUCCAGAGCCUGAAGGACGCCUGGGCCAAUAUGUUAAUGACGUCUAUGAGUUGCCACAGUCGACUGGAGUGGACGGUGGCCCAGUGGAACAGCUUUCAGGAAAACAAGAGCCAACUGCAGCAGUGGAUGGAGUCAGUGGAGCAGGAGGUGGGCAUGACUCUGCCUCAGCAGCCAGGCCUCAAGGAGAAGUCCGCUUUUCUCGAGCGUCUCAGGGCCAUACUGGCUGAUGUGGACGCCCAUGCAGCCACACUGUCACGCCUAACGGACAAAGCGGUGGAGAUGUACGAAAAAACUGGUGACCCCACCUUUGGACCAGAGUCGAGGGCGGAGCUCAACGCACACUUUGCUGAUAUCUCAGCUGUCGUCAAGGGUAAAGUGCAGUCCAUGCAGAACAUUGUGUCCGAGCAUGAGCAGUAUCUCGACGCUGUGAGAGACUUCAACGACUGGCUGAUUUCAGCAAAAGAGGAACUCCAGCGCUGGUCCGACCUGUCAGGAGACUCACUCUCCAUCAGAAGGAAGCUCUCCAAAGUGCAGGAGUUGCUUGACUCUAAGCAGCGAGGCAGAGAGAGGCUGAGCCGGGUUCAAAGAUGCGGGGCCGUGGCCCGAGAUUACACCGGCUCGGGAGGCUACGAGGCUCUGGAGCGAGAGGAAGCUGCCCUUUUGUCCUCGUGGGAACAGUGGGAACGGGCGGCGCUGCAGACACGCGCGAGUCUGGAGACUGCCCUCUCACAGAUUGCCAGCUCUGAGCAAGAGUUCACCUGCCUUUCCUCACAGCUGGAGCAGAACCUGCAAGACUUCGGCCGUCAGCUGCAGGACUGGCGACAACGGCUGGCCCAGGCAGAAGGAAACAAUGAGGGAGAGGAAGCUGUUAAAGGCUGGCAGAUGGCAAAGGACACUUUGGAGGAACUUGUCAAAGCUGAGUCCAUGUCGGAUAGUCUCAAGACCCAACUCAACGAUCUGUGCAGAUUUUCCAGAGAAAUGGGAACACAGUCUGAACGAGUGUCAGCUCUCAUUAAGGAAUACAACAGUCUGAGCCUCCAAGCCUCCAGAGAGUGCCAGAGCAAAGAGAAACUGCUGGAUCAAGGGUUUCGUUCGUCCUUCAGAGAGUUCCAGCAAUGGUUGGUCAACACCAAGAUCAACACAGCCAAGUGCUUUGACCCACCACAAAAUCUCAGUGAGGCCUCAUCUAGUUUGCAGAAGAUUCAGGAGUUUCUAAAUGACAGAGAUCACGGUCAAUCAAAGCUAAACGCUGUGGUUGUGAACGGUGACCUGGUCUCUAGUAUCGCAGCUAAAGACAAAGCUGAUGGCGUCCGGGCCAAGAUGAACACUGCCAGAGAGGACUGGAAGAACAUAAUGUCUAAUCUGCACAACAGAGAGACAAGUCUGCAGAACCUCUUGUCUCAGAUGAAGGAUUUUGAGGCAAGCGCAGAGCCUCUUCAGGAGUGUCUGAACGCCACCGAGCUGGCUGUGCAGGAGAGCAGCACAAGACUUCACGAUCUCACUGCCAAGAAACUAGAGCUGCACAAGCUACAGUCUGUGCUUGAGGAGUUAGCUUCUCACGAGGUUCAGCUGAUCAGGCUGAAAGAGAAGGCCCAGCUGUUGUGGGAUGAACACUCUGCCGGCAAGGGUUUUGUGCACCGUGUGUCGCAACUCUCUGCUCAGUACCUAGCUUUAACCAACCUGACCAAGGAGAAGGCAUCCCGGAUCGAUCGGAUAGUCACUGAACACCAACUUUUCUCGCAAGGGCUAAAAGACCUGCAGAACUGGGUGGCUGACACCAGCCACAUGCUGCAGACUUACUGCGCUCCCACUGCUGACAAAAAUGUUCUCGAUAGCAGGAUGAUCAAGCUAGAGGCCUUGCUGACUGCUCGUCAGGAGAAGGAGAUCCAACUGAAGAUGCUGAUCACAAGAGGAGAGUCAGUUCAGAGAAACACCUCAGCUGAGGGAGUGCCUGUUGUCCAAAAACAAAUACAGGACCUUAAAGAUUCCUGGGAUGCUCUGCUCUCUGCUUCUAUUCAAUGCAAAAGUCAGCUGGAGGGUUCCCUGUCUCAGUGGACCAGUUACCAGGAGGACGUUCGCCAGUUUGUGACCUGGGUUGAGCAUGUGGAGGAGAGUCUUGAUCCCACUGAUAAACAGUGCUCCGAGAUGAGAGAUAAAACCGCAAAUCUGAGCAAAGCCAAGUUACUGUAUGAGGAAGUGCUCAGCCACAGCACUCUGCUGGAUACCAUCACUGCAAAGAGUGCAAGUAUCACAGAGAAUUAUGUCACUCAACUGGAGCUCCAAGAUCUGCAGGAGCGCUACAAUACUAUCAAGGACAAUUCUAUGAGAUCAGUGGGGAAAGCAGAGGAGCUGGUGAAAGCCCACCAGGAGUAUCAGCGGGGCCUUCAUGCAUUUGAAGAGUGGCUGGAACAGGAACAAGAGAAGCUUGGAGGCUACACCCAGCUGGAAGGCGAUGUUGACAUGUUGGAGGAGACUCUUCAAAAGCUACAGGAGCUGCAGCUGCACUGCACAGAGGGCCAGGCUUUACUAAACACCCUGCUGGUCAGUCGAGAACUGGUCAUCCCCUGGGGCCUUCCUCAGAUAGAAGACAGAGCGCUGGAAACACUUCAGCAGGAGUGGAGGCUCUACCAGGCCCAGCUGGCCGACACCCGGGCCCAGCUCAACAGCGCUUUGGCUAAACUGCGGCAGAUGGAGCAGAAGUUCCAGCGUCUUGACAGCUGGUUAAAGGGCAUGGAAACAAAAGCACAACUGAGAAGUAAUCGGCGGUCUGACCGCGCCACCAAAGAGGCUCAACUGCAGCUGAUAAAGAGCUGGCAGGAAGAAGUGCUGGUUUAUCAAGAAGAGAUGGAGGGCCUGAGUCUUUUGGCCCAGCAGGUUCUGGAUGAGACGCACAUCAGCAGCCGAAUUUGUUCCAGAGCCACCCAGAUCACGGCGCGCUACCACGCCCUGCUCCUGCAUCUACUGGAGACGAUCAAACAGAUCCAGGAGGAGGUGUCCAGCAUUGAAGAGGCGCAGUGUGUCUUCACCACCUUCUCUGACUGGCUCAGCACAGCUCAGAAUAACUUCAGCACUGUGGCUAUAAGUGUCGAUAUAGUGGACCGCUUUGCCAUGGAGAGAAAGAUAAAGAAACUGGAGGCUCUUCAGGCCGACAUGGAGCAGGGUCACAUUUACCUGAAGGCUAUGAGGGAGAAGACGGAGCGAGCCAUGGCUUUCCUGGAAGAGCCUGAAGCGGAGCAGCUGAAGGAAGAGGUGGACACUCGGCUCUUCCAACUAGAAGAGCUGAUGACGGCUCUGCGCACAGAGCAUAGCUCCCUCGAAAAAUGCAUCUCACUGUCUAAAGACUUCAUGGACAAAUACAAGGCCCAGGCGCAGUGGGUGAUGGAGACCAAGAACCUUUUAGCAUCAAGUGUAGAGCCUAAAGCUGAACUCUACCAGAAGAAGGCCCAGCUAGCAAAGUACAAGACAAUCCAGCAGACAGUGCAGUCUCAUGAGUCAGCCAUAAAAUCUGUCCUUGAGAAAGGAGAGGUGCUCCUCGACACAGUGAACGACCCCACUAUCAGUGAGAACAUGAAGAAGUUACAGGCUGACUACCAAGACCUCUGUUUGGCGGCUAAGACACAGGUCCAGAACCUUGUGGAGUGGGUGAAAGAGCAUGAGGAUUACAACAGUGAAUUGCAGGAGGUUGAGAAAUGGCUUCUGCAGAUGUCCAGCAGGCUUGUGAGCUCAGACUCCAUGCAGACCAGCAGUAUGGAGAUGGCCACUCAACAACUUGCCCGACACAAGGCGAUAAUGGAGGAAAUAUCCGGUUUUGAGGAGCGUCUCACCAGCUUGAAGCAGAAAGGAGAAGGUCUGGUCGCUAGCUGUACAGACCAGGUCCAAGCCAAGAUUAGUCAGCAAGUACAGGCUCACCAACAAGGAACCAGAGAUAGCUACUCCGCCAUCUGCAGUACUGCCCAACGUGUCUACCAGAGUCUGGACCGGGAGUUGCAGAAACAUGUUAGUCAUCAGGACACUCUUCAGCAGUGUCAAACGUGGCUCUCUACCGUACAAGAGGAACUCCAGCUCAACGAUCAGGGACCAUCUGGUCUGCAGGAAGCACUGAAGCAGGUGAAACACUAUAGAGCCCUUCAGGAGCAGGCCAGCACUUACCUGGACCUGGUGUGUUCGGUGUGUGACCUGUCUGAUGAUGCCGUGAGAGUGACAGCUGCCAAGGUCCAACAGGUCAAACUCACGAUUGAGGAAAGGAUGUCCAGCGCUCAGGUGCUUUCAGAGGGUUGGAGAGAGAUCAAAGAACAGAAACAAGAUCUAACCAGCUUGUUCCAGGACAUGGAGCAGCAGCUUCUCAGUCUCUCCAGAAGACCAGCAGAGCUGGAGACCAAGAUAGCACAAAACAUGCUGUCACAAGCCAAGGAAUGCAGCCAACAACUGCAGUCUAAACAGAGUAUCCUGACCAAGAUGAGCGAGACCGUGAGCAGAUUGACCGGCGGCCAGGACUCUCCAGAGCAUGCAGAGCUAGACCGCCUGAACCACUCCUGGCUCGAGCUCUGUCACCAGGCCAGCAAGCUGCAGAUCCAGAGAGAGGAGGACCUGCAGAGAUCGAAAGAAUACCAUGACUGUAUUGCUGCAGUGGAGGUGCUGUUUGAACAGGUGUCCAAGGAGUGGGACAAUCUGGCCAGAACGGACGCUGAAAGCUCAUCUCAGCAUUUGGAAGCCUUGAAGAAACUUGCAGUAACUCUGGAAGAACAAAAAGGUGCUCUUGAAGAGCUUAAGGAGCAGAAACAGAAGGUUAUCCAACAUCUCAACUUGGAUGACAAGGAACUGGUAAAAGAGCAAAUCAGCCACUUCGAGCAGCGAUGGUCUCAGAUGCAAAACCUAAUUAAAAGAAAAAUCCAGGACUCAGUGGUGACUCUUGAAGACAUGAGUCAAGUGGAAGCCCGUUUGAGGGAGGCCAGGGACUGGGCAGAAGAGCAGCAGCCUGCCCUGUCUGAGGCCAUGAAAAUGAGCCCUCCUCCCGAGCUGGCUCAGAGCUUCCUGUUUGACCACCUUAGCAUAUGCAGCGAGUUGGAGGCCAAGCAGCUCCUCCUGGCCCAGGCCAUGACUGACGCUGACAGGGUGCUAGCACGGCUGGGCCUCAGCGAGCGGCAGCAUCUGCAGCAGCUGAUUUCUGACACGCAGUCCGAGGUGGAAUCUCUGAGCGUGAAAGUGGUGCAGCGCAGAAAACACCUCAGCAAGGCGUUCACGGAGAGGACACAGUUUCUGAUGGCCGUGGGUCAGUCUAUAUCCUGGGUGCAGCAGAAUGAAAAGAAAGCCCAGGCGGAAGAGUACAUCGCGCUGCUACCUGAUGACCUAGCCAAGCAGGUCAGAACAUGCCGGAACAUCCAAAGCAGUCUGAAAGCAUAUCAGAGCGAGCUGACGUCCCUGUGGUCACAAGGGAGAGACUUAAUGAGAGACGCCAGCGAGGAAGAGAGGAAUGAGAUCCUCACAAAGUUACAAGAGCUGCAAAACAUCUUUGACAAAACGCUGCACAGAUGUGGCCAGAAACUUCAAGAGCUCGAAAAGGUUCUUGUCUCCAGAAAGUAUUUCAAGACAGAUUUAGAGAAAAUAUGUCAGUGGCUAAAGCAGGCAGAUAUAGUCACCUUUCCUGAAAUAAAUCUAAUGGUUGGAGAUGCUGAAUUGGAAGCACAGCUACUGAAAUAUCAGCAGAUAAUUGAGCAGGCAAUUGAAUAUGAGAACCUCCUCCUAAUAGUGCAAAGAGCUGGUCAGGAAAUAUUGCCCACGCUGAAUGAAGUUGACCACUGCUACUUGGAUGAAAAGCUCAACACGCUCCCUCAACAGUAUAACAGCAUAUUAGCGCUAGCCAAAGAGAAACAGGAGAAAAUCCAGCAGGCCAUUCUCACAAGAAACGAGUACACAUCUUUCAUAGACGUCACUCACAAAGCGUUGAAAGAACUCGAAGAGCAGUACAAUAAUCUUGGGACACAGCCUGUAGGCUUGCAAACAGAAGAGGUUGUCAGCUUGCAGAGUGAUUACAAAGCAAUUCAGACAGAUCUCAGCAACCUGGGUCUAGCUGUGAGCGAACUGAACCAGAAGAAAGAGGGAUUUCGCAGCACUGGGCAACCGUGGCGCCCAGAGGAAAUGACCCAGCUUGUGAGCUUGUACAAUGGAUUAAAGAGGCUGGUGGAACAAAAAGUCGAGCAUCUGGAUGAAACCUUGGAGUCGUUUGAGGAUCACAAGGCGAUGGCUAUGCAAGUUGACUCUGAGUUAAAGGCCACCAAGGAGCAGCUGGUCAAAGUGAACGCAGAGGCACAGUCGGCCGAGGAGAGGCUGAAGAACUACCAUGCUCUGGCGGGGAGUCUCCAGAGCGCCAACUCUCACUUGUCAAGGCUCAUGGAGCAAAUGGACACUCUCGCCCCUCGUGUGGACCAAGCAGCUCACGACGCCUCUAAGGAGCAAGUAGUUCUCUGGCAAGAGGAACUGCGAUCUUUACAGGCUGCCGUAGGGGAUCUGAUCGAAGAAUGCGAGAACAGGUUUGUCCAAAGUAAAGAUUUUGAGACUGAGAUGAAAAGGACUCUGGACUGGCUGCAGCAGGUCAGGGAUGAACUGGACUGCGCCGUGAUUGUGGAUGUCAGAGUGGAGAAGGUGCAGGAGGAGAUCAGGAAGCAGCAGAUCAUGCAGGAGGAAGUACAGUCCAGACUGAGGAUCGUGGCCGCUCUUAGUAGCAGAGAAAAGCAAGAGUUUGUCACUGCCAAUGAACUUGUCCCAGUCCAUGUAGACACAAGUUUGGAAGAAAUGGCAAAGCUGCAGGCAGACGUUCAGAAAGCACUGAGCUUCAAACAGAUCACUCUGGAGGACGCCCUGGUGUUGUGUCAGAAAUACCACUUCAGGAUGCAGUCAGCCUGCGAGUGGCUGGAGGAUGCCGUGUCUUUCCUGCAGCAAGCUAGCUUGGGCGUGGAUGUGGAGAACUAUGAAGAGUGUCUUCGGCAGCAGGGGGACAUCCUGGCCACGGAGCAGGAGUUUCUCAUCCACCUGGAGGAGCUGCAGACGCUGCUUCCUCAGCUGGAGAACCUGGUCAACCCCACAGCCAAAGACCAGCUGAGGGUGAGUGUGGAAUCGGCGAAGCAGAGAGGCGUGGAGGUCCGGGAUCAGCUCCAGUGUCACCAGGAUGUCCUUCACAGCUGUGUCACCCAGUGGAAGUCAUACCAGGAGGCAAGGCAGACUGUUAUUGAGCUUAUGAAUGAGGCUGAAAAGAAGCUCACUGAAUUUUCUACUGCAAAGGCAGCCACGAGCCAAGAAGCUGAAGACAAGCUAUGUAGUCACCGGUCCCUGGUAUCACUGGUGAAUGGCUUCCAAGAAAAGCUGAGCGGUUUAGAGGAACAAGCUGCUCAGCUGGAGCUGGUGGGGAGCGAUGCCAGUAAAGCCACCAUCAGCCGCUCCAUGACCACCGUGUGGCAGCGCUGGACGCGACUACGGAGCGUGGCGCGAGGACAAGAGAGAGUACUAGAGGACACCGCGCAGGAAUGGAGGACUUUCAGGGAGAAGAUGGUGAAGGUGAGAGCAGUCGCUGAUGAGCUCCAAAGCCGUUUCCCGGACAGUGCUAUUGAGAAGGCUUCCAAAGCCACUCUGCAGUCUCUGUUAGACCAGCAUGACUUGCUGAGCCAAGACUUGGAGCGCGAACUCUCCUCCCUCACGCUGCUGCGCCAGUACGCCCUCAGCCUGCUGCAUGACGUGGAAGUGCCUUCACCAACAAAUGAGCAAGAUGAGCUGCCCAGUCUGAAGGAGAUCAGAGCUGUGCAAGACAAAAUGGAAAGCCUCUUGACACAGUCCAGGACCAAGCGGGCGCAGACAGCUCAGGAACUUAGGGACAGAGAGGAAGUGGAGAAGGAACUCAGUGUUGUUAAAGCCUGGAUCCAGGAAACCAGGGAACUUCUCCUCAAUCCCACACCAGACAUCGAUUCUCUGCUGCAGGAGCUAGAGGUUGUCCAUGGAGAGGUGAUAAAUUAUCGCCAGAAUGUGGAUAAAUUAGCGGAGCAACAACAGAGCAAGUACCUGGAUCUCUACACUAUCCUCCCCUCUGAAAUCUCCAUGCAGCUUGCAGAGGUCUCACUUGCAUUGGGUGCUAUUGAGGAUCAGGUUCUCUCCAAAGAGAGAGAAAAUCAGAAAAACAGAGAAAUAAAGGAGGCCUUCAGCUCCAGAAUCCAUGACAUGUCAGAGAAACUCAAAGCUAUUUCCAAUAAAUUUAAAGAAAAAUCUCCUGAUGUUGACCACGCCAAAGAAGAGGUCAAAAGCCUUUUUGAGGACUUGGAGUCCUGCGGUCGCUCUCUCUCUGAGUUGGACGCCUCUGUUCAAGAGUUUGGCCGCAGAAACCCCCUGCUGGCCAAACAGCUAAGUGAUGCCAUCAGCAAGCUAUCUGAGAUGCAUCACCACACGACACGACUAGCAGACUGUAGAAACAACUGGCUCAAAAAGGCUGUCUGCUAUUUAGAUGAGUAUAAUGAGAUGCUGGACUUCAUUGUGAGGUGGUCGGAGAAAGCUAAGAGCCUGGUGAGGGCAAAUAUCAUCUGGAACUCUUCAGUUCAUCUGCAAGAGCAGAUCCGGUUGUACCAGGCUGUCCUGCGUGAGUCUCGAGAGCUCCAUGGAGAUCUGGAGUCCAUGGCAGAGAAGGUAGAGCUUCUGUCUGAGGUGCUGCAGGUUGAAUCUAUGAGCCAGCAGGUCUGUGAACUCAGUCGACACACUGAGGAGCUUCAGCAAAGCAUCAAGAUACGACUGCAGAGCCUGCAGGAUGCAGACAAGAGUAUGGAGGCCUUGGAGCAUGAAGUUAAGGCCCUACACGUUGCUCUAGAGCAGGUCCAAGCCACACUUACCUCCCCUGAGCUGGCACGCCAAAGCCUGAAGGAACAGCUCGCUCAGAGACAGCGUCUCUUGGCAGACAUGGAGAGCUUCAAGCAGCAGGUGCAGUCAGUGCAGCUGUGUCAGAGUGCUCUGCAGGUCCCAGAGGAGGUGAUGCCCAACCUCGCCAUCUGUCGUACAGCUUUGCGUCUGCAGCAAGAAGCCAGUCAGUUGCAGCACGUGGCCAUUCAGCAAUGCAACAUCCUACAGGAGGCAGUGGUGCAGUACGAGCAAUACGAACAGGAAGUGAGGGAGCUUCAGGGUUUGAUAGAGGAAGCGCAUCGCGUCAUCCAGGACCGACCGAUCCCCAGCAGCAACAUCCAGGAGCUGCAAGCCCAGAUCCUUCACCAUGAAGAACUUGCCCAAAAGAUCAAAGGUUACCAGGAGCAAAUUGCCUCACUUAAUUCAAAAUGCAAAAUGCUGGCAGUGAAGGCCAAACACGCCACCAUGUUACUGACAGUAACCGAUGUAGAGGUCCUACCUGAGGGGCUGCAGGAGAUGGAAGCAGAGAAGUCCAAGAAAUCUUCAGCCCAGGCCGUCAUGAUGACGGCUGGCCGCUGUCACACCCUGCUGUCACCUGUAACUGAGGAGUCUGGGGAGGAGGGCACUAACAGUGAGGUGUCCUCACCUCCUGUGUGUCGUUCUCCUUCUCCUUUCACUCACACUGACGCCACUGUAACCAAGGCGGGACGAGGAACACUCACUAGAGCUCCAAUCCAGGAGUUAUAUGACCCAACAUUUGAGUCGGUGGCCCACCUAGAUGAUCUGCAGCGCUCAUGGGAGACUUUAAAGAAUGUGAUCAGUGAGAAGCAGAGAUCUUUGUAUGAAGCUCUGGAAAAGCAGCAGCAUUACCAAGGUUCCCUCCAGUCAAUCUCCUCUAAAAUGGAAGCUUUGGAGGCCAAACUUAGUGAGCCGCUGGAGACAGAUAAAAGUCCAGAUAGCCACAUGAAGGGAUAUCAGGCUCUGAUAGACGAGAUCCAAAGUGUGCAAGAAGAAAUCGACCGGCUACAGACGAGCUUCACGGAGGAGCUGGCUGCUGAUUCUGUGGACUCAGACAUGGCUGACCAGCUCGCCAUGCAGGCCUCCCUGGCUGUUUUAGCUGAGAGGAUGGCCACCAUCCGCAUGAAAGCUUCAGGGAAACAACAAGUACUGGAGGAGCGAGUCAGUGACCGCCUGGAAGGUCAGCGUCAAGAACAGGCCAUACAGCUCUAUCACAAUCAGGCAGAUCAUUUGGAGCAGUGGUUGGCCAGAAUGCGCAUUGCUGUGAACUCCGUCCUUGACCUUAAACCUGAAGAGGAAAGAGAAAUGGAGAAUCAGCUGGCUGAGUGUCAAAACAUGCUGCUGGAGAUCGAGGAGAAGGUGCUGGCCCUCUCGGAGCUGUCGGUGCACAGUGAGAACCUGCUGCUGGAGGGCCGGGGGGACACCAGAGAGGAAGCUGAACAUUUGUCCAGGAAGUUGCGCACGUUGAAGGGUGGUUUGUUGGAGCUGCAGAGGAUGCUACAAGACAAGCAAAUUAACAUUCAGGGUUCUCUUCAGGAGCAGGAAGACAGUGAAUCAGACUCAAGUCUCUCUCAAAGUCCCAGUGUGCAGGACUGGCUGGCCCAGGCCCGGACCACACGAUCCCAACAGCACCAAGACAGCCUUCAGAGACAGAGGGAACUGGAGGAGCAGCUCGCAGAGCAGAAAAAGCUGCUUCAGUCAGUUGCUAGUAGAGGAGAGGAGAUCCUCAUCCAGCAGGCCUCGCCCAGCGGUGUCAGCACAACAGAGCCAUUUUCACUGUCGGCUUUGGCUGAGAGGGAAACUCAGGCUGGACGGGAGCAGAUGAGGCAGAGAUGGGAGAGUCUGAGACUUGAGCUGAAAACGAAACUGCAGCUCCUGCAGAAAACCCUGGAGCAGGACCACAAGCAGCCGGUUUUUUCCAGAGCUUCUCGUGUGACCACAGCUGGGUCACUGUUUAAAGGAGACACCCAGGCGGACAAAUCCUCCCUGAAGACUCUUUAUGACAACUUCAAACAGACAGUAGAAGACAUGACCGCUCAGCCUGGCGGUGGUGAGACACAGGUGGCGCAGAUGGAACAGCAGCUCUACACAGCUGUGUCAUCCACCUCCUCCUGGCUGGAUGGUGUGGAGAACAACGUCUUCUCUGGCUCAGUGCUGCUGGCUGAAAACGCAGAGACCCAGCUACAGAAGCAGGAGACUCUGGAGAACGACGUGAGGCAUAUGACGGAGGAGGUGAAAUUCAGUCAGGCUCUGCUGGCCGGCUCCUCGGGGCUGAGACAUGAAGACAGAGUGCUGCUGGAGGACAACCUCGACUGCCUGAAGGAGAGAUUAGGAGCCCUGGGUUGUGCUCUGGGACAGCGCUGUGACCACAUGAGGACCAGAGCACAAGAACUCACAGCCUACCAGACUGAAUUGCAGCUCCUCCAGACUUCUUUAAUUGAGACCAAAUGCCAGAUACUACAAGCCCUCGCAGGAGCAAUGGAUCGACCGGCCUCAAAACAACUGGAGGUCAUCGCCAGUGCAGAGGAGAACCUGAAAGACUUUGAACAGAGAAUCACAGAGCUUAAAACCAGAGGAGCAGCUCUUCAGGCAGAUCAGAUAUCAACGAACAAACUGCUGAAACUACAGGAUUCUUACGAGGAGCUGGUGAUGACGGUUGGUUCCCGGCGCAGUGGCUUGAACCAGAACAUGGCUCUGAAGGAGCAGUACGAGCGUGCCCAGCAGGACCUCACUGACCUGGUGGACACAGCUAAGGACAAGAUGGCUGCCGAUCAGAGAAUCAUUGCCAGCUCCGUGGAGGAAGUUCAGAAUCACCUGGACAAACAUAAGGAGUUCUUCCAGGGUCUGGAGUCCCACAUGAUCCUAACAGAAACAUACUUCAGGAAGAUCAGCGGCCUGAUGCUUCCCAAAGAGAGCCAAGCCCUGGAAGAGACACUGGCGGAGGCUCAGAGCGUCCUCAAAGAGGCACACAGCAAAGGAGUUGAGCUGGAGUGCAUCCUGGAGACUUGGUGCCGCUUGAUGCAGGAUUACCAGAGUCUGAACCGACAACUGGAGGCAGUUGAAGGAAGCAUGCCUUCUGUUGGCCUGGUGGAAGAAACCGAAGAAAGACUUAUGGACAGAAUCUCUCUGUAUCAGGGCCUGAAGGGGAGACUGACCGAGCACCAACACAAGUUGUACCAGGUGCUGGACGAGGGCAAACAUCUCUUGCUGUCAGUUUGCUGCCCCGCCCUGGAGAAUCAGCUCGCGCUCUUAGGGGAACACUGGCUCAACAACACAGCCAAGGUUAACAAGGAACUACAGCGCCUUGAGGCCAUCCUGAAACACUGGACCAGGUAUCAAAGGGAGUGUGCAGAGAUGUGCGAAUGGCUGCAGUCGGCUCUGGAGCGUUUGGAGUUUUGGAAUACGCAGGCGGUCUUAGUCCCACAAGAGCUUGAAACUGUCAGAGACCAUCUCUCAGCUUUCCUUGAGUUUUCUAAAGAAGUUGAGGGGAAGUCGAGCCUGAAGAGCUCAGUGGUUACCGAGGGCAACCAGCUGCUGCGGCUGAAGAAAGUGGACACGGUGGUGCUGCGCUCUGACCUCGCACGCAUCGACACUCAGUGGAGUGAGCUGCUCACGCGCAUCCCAGUGGUCCAGGAGAAGCUGCACCAGAUCCAAAUGGAGAAACUGGCCUCCCGUCAUGCCAUUUCUGAGCUGUUCAACUGGAUAUCGUUGAUGGAGAACGUCAUUGAGGAGGAUGAAGAAAACCUGAAGAGUGCUGUGGGGUCCAAUGUGAUUCAAGAUUAUUUGCAAAAAUACAAGGGCUUCAGGGUAGAUUUAAGCUGCAAGCAGCUGACUGUGGACUUUGUCAACCAGUCAGUGCUGCAAAUCAGUGGUCAGGAUGUGGAGAGCAAGCGCAGUGAUAAGACAGACUUUGCUGAGCGUCUGGGAGCCAUGAACCGGCGCUGGCAGAUCCUGCAAGGCCGCAUCAAUGAGAGGAUCCAGUUCCUUGAGAGCCUGCUGGAGAUGUGGUUGGAGUACGAGAGCAGCGUUCAGGCUCUGAAGUCCUGGAUGGGGACUCAAGAAGACAGACUGAAGAGGAAACACAGAAUAGAGGAUUUGACAUCUGUGCAGAAUGCUCUGAAAGACUGCCAGGAAAUGGAGGAGCUGGUGAAGGAAAAAGAAAAAGAACUAGAGAGAGUAGAGGAGCAGGGCUGUGCCCUCGUCCAGAACAAGACCGAUGAGGCUUGUGCUAUCGUCAUGGAGACGCUCCAAGGUGUCAAUCACACCUGGGCUAACCUGGACCACUUGAUAGGGCAACUGAAGAUCAGCUUGAACUCAGUGCUGGAUCAGUGGAGUCUAUACAAACGGGCUUCAGAAGAGAUCAAUGGUUACCUGAUGGAGGGGAGGUACUCUGUGUCCCGUUUCCGCCUCCUCACAGGAUCCCUGGAGGCCGUUCAGCUGCAAGUGCAAAGUCUGCAGGAUUUGCAAGAAGAACUGGAGAAGCAGGAGAGCAGCCUGAGAAAGUUUGGUGCUGUGACACACCAGCUGCUGAAGGAGUGUCACCCUUCAGUGUCAGACUCUCUCAACAACGCCCUCAAGGACGUCAACGCAAGGUGGACUGGCUUACUCGAGGAGAUUGCAGAGCGUCUUAGAAGCAGCAAAGCCCUGCUGCAGCUGUGGCAGCGCUACAAGGAGCUGUACGAGCAGAGCUGCAGCAGCAUCCAGCUGCAGGAGGAAAAGGCAGACCAGCUCCUCAAGAACACCUGCAGUAAGGACGUUGCUGACGAGGAAGUUUCCGGCUGGAUCCAAGAAUGCAGCGAGUUGCUCCGCUCCCAGGCACCGGUGCAGGCCUCACUUCAGGUUCUCCAAGAACUGGGAGAACAGCUGAAGCAGCAGGUGGACACAUCAGCAGCAUCUGCCAUCCAGUCGGAUCACCUCUCUCUCACCCAGCGACUGUCUGCAGUAGAGCAGGCUCUGACCAGACAGCUCACCACGCUGCAGACUGGAGUUCAAGACUAUGAAACCUUUAAUGAUCAGCUGGAAUCUCUGGGGAGCUGGAUAGUUGAAGCUGAGGAAGGUCUGAAGGUGCAAGAUCCCAAUGGCUCCACUGACCUGACAGUCAUCCAGGACCGUAUGGAUGAUCUCAAGAGGCUCAUGUUGAAAUUCAGCAGCAUGGCCCCUGAAUUGGAGCGUCUAAACGAGCUCGGUUACCGGCUCCCUCUCAAUGAUUCAGAGAUCAAGCGCAUGCAGAACCUUAACAGAAGCUGGUCCACAGCCUCAGCACAAACCACAGAGAGAUUCAGCAAACUUCAGUCGUUCCUGCUGCAGCAGCAGACCUUCCUUGAAAAGUGUGAAACGUGGAUGGAGUUCUUGGUCCAAACAGAAGAGAAUCUGGCGGUGGAAAUUUCUGGGAACUAUCAGAGUUUGAUGGAGCAACAAAAAGCUCAUGAGUUAUUCCAAGCUGAGAUGUUCAGUCGCCAGCAGAUCCUCCACUCUAUCAUCAGCGAUGGACAGAGGAUGUUAGAACAGGGUCAGGUAGACGACAGAGACGAGUUCAACCUUAAGCUGGCUCUCCUGAGUAACCAGUGGCAGGGCGUGGUGCGACGUGCUCAGCAGAGGCGGGGCAUCAUAGACGGUCUGAUCCGCCAGUGGCAGCGCUAUAGAGAAAUGGUGGAGAAGCUGCGCAAGUGGCUCAUGGAGGUCUCCCAUCCUGCAGAGGCACUUCAGUCAGGGAAUACGAUCCCUCUGCAACAAGCUCGUUCCAUGCUGGAUGCUGUCCAGCUGAAGGAAAAGGUGCUACAGCGUCAGCAGGGCAGCUACAUACUGACGGUGGAGGCAGGUAGACAGCUGCUCCUGUCGGCCGAUAGCCGGGCGGAGGUGGCUCUGCAGACGGAGCUGACUGAUAUCCAGGACAGAUGGAAACAAGCAAGCAUCUGCCUGGAGGAGCAGAAGAAAGAGCUCGCCACCUUGUUAAAGGACUGGGAGAGAUGUGAGAGAGGGAUUUGUGGCUCACUGGAAAAACUUCGAGCCUUCAAACGACAGCUGUCUCAGCCUCUUCCUGAUCAUCAUGAGGAUCUACAAGUUGAGCAGAUGCGCUGCAAGGAUCUGGAGAAUACAUUUGACGGCUGGACGGGUGAUCUGGCACAUCUGGCUGUGCUGAGAGAGUCACUUUCUUGCUACAUCACUGCCGAGGACCUUUCUGUCCUGCAGGAACGUAUUGAGCUGUUGCAUCGACAGUGGGAUGAAAUCUGCCACCAGCUGUCGCUGCGCAGGCAGCAGGUGAGCGAGAAGCUAAAUGAGUGGACUGUGUUCAACGAGAAGUACAAGGAGCUCUGCGAGUGGCUCACCAACAUGGAGAGCAAGGUGUCCCAAAAUGGAGACAUCAGCAUCGAAGAGAUGAUCGAGAAGCUCCGCAAGGACUACCAGGAGGAGAUCACAGUGGCGGAGGAGAACAAAUUGCAUCUGCACCAGCUUGGAGAGCGUCUGGCCAAGGCCAGCCACCAGAGCAAAGCCACCGAAAUCGAUCAGAAGCUCAACAAGGUCGGCGACCGCUGGCAGCACCUCCUGGAUCUCAUUGGAGCCAGAGUGAAGAAGCUGAGAGAAACUCUGGUGGCCGUUCAGCAGCUAGAUAAAAACAUGAGCAGCCUACGCUCCUGGCUCGCACACAUCGAGGCAGAGCUGUCCAAACCCAUCGCCUACGACGCCUGUGACUUCCAGGAGAUACAGAGGAAACUGGAUAUGCAGCAGGAGCUUCAGCGUGACAUAGAGAAGCACAGCACAGGAGUGGCGUCUGUGCUGAAUCUGUGCGAGGUGCUUCUGCACGACUGUGACGCCUGCGCCACCGAUGCAGAGUGCGACUCCAUCCAGCAGGCAACCCGGAGCCUUGAUCGCCGCUGGAGGAGCAUCUGUGCCUUGUCCAUGGAGAGGAGACUAAAGAUUGAGGAGACGUGGCGUCUAUGGCAGAAGUUCCUUGAAGACUUUGCUCGUUUUGAGGAGUGGCUGGCCACUUCAGAGAAGACUGCUGCGCUGCCUAACUCCUCCGAUGUACUGUACACUGUAGCCAAGGAGGAACUGAAGAAAUUUGAGGCCUUCCAGAGACAAGUCCACGAAAGCCUGACGCAGCUGGAGUUAAUCAAUAAGCAGUACCGCCGCCUGGCCAGAGAAAACCGCACUGACUCUUCCUGUCGUCUGAGGGAGAUGGCCCACGACGCCAAUCAGCGAUGGGACAACCUGCAGAAGAGGGUGGCAUCCAUCCUUCGCAGGCUUAAGCACUUUAUCACUCAGAGGGAGGAGUUUGAGACAGCCAGAGAUAGCUUGUUGGUUUGGCUGACGGAGAUGGACCUGCAGCUGACCAACAUCGAGCACUUCUCUGAGUGUGACAUUCAAGCCAAGAUCAAACAACUCAGGUCAUUCCAGCAGGAGAUUUCUCUGACAAGAGCCAAGAUCGAUCACAUCUUCCACCAGGGUGAAGCUCUGAUCGAGAAGAGCGAGCCUCUGGACGCUGCUGUCAUCGAGGAAGAGCUGGAGGAGCUGCAGCGCUACUGUCAGGAGGUGUUUGGUCGAGUGGAGCGCUACUACAAAAAACUCAUUCGGCUUCCUCUCGCAGACGAUGAUACCGAAGUGUCGCUGUCUGAUCACGAGCUGGAGCUGGAUGAGCCUGGUGAUUUGACCAGCCUGCCGUGGAGCGAGCGCUUGGGAGACGGUUUCCUGUCACCUCUGCCGUCCUCUGGCCGCUCAGCCUCCCUGGCGGCGCAGCUCCGGACUGAGCGCUCGGGCAGGGACACGCCCGCCAGCGUGGACUCCAUUCCUCUGGAGUGGGACCACGACUACGACCUGAGCCGCGGGCUGGAGAGCGCCAGCAGGGCCCUGAGAGAGCAGCAGAGCGAGGACGGGGACUUCAUCCAACGCCCCGCCUCAGGCCUGUCAGAUGUAGUGAUCCCAGAGAGCCCUGAGGCCUAUGUUAAGCUAACAGAACAAACACUGAGGUCCUCCACUGGGGAGGUUGCCUCUGCAGACUCUCACACUCACCCUCUUGACGUGAGCCGAUUCCACCUGCAGCAAACGGACAGCAGCCGCAGCCGCACCCCCACCAGCUCAGAACUGGACGCCUCUUACAUGGGAUACAUGCGGCUGCUGGGUGAGUGUCGCGGUAGCAUUGACACAGUGAAGAGGAUGGGAGUUGAGCUGAAGGAAGACGACGAUACAGUGUCUGGAUUGGCAGAUCCCAGUAGCUCAGAGUCUCAGACAUCAGGAGUUAUCGAACGCUGGGAGCUCCUGCAGGCUCAGGACCUCAGCAAAGAGAUGCGCACGAAGCAGAACCAGCAGCAGUGGCAGCAGCUGAACUCAGACCUGAACAAUAUUUGGACUUGGCUGGGAGAGACAGAGGAAGAGCUGGAGCAGCAGCGGAGGCUGGACCUCAGCACGGACAUCCAGACGAUUGAGCUGCGCAUCAAGAAGCUCAAGGAGCUGCAGAAGGCGUACGACAAGCGCAAGGCAAUCGUUCUCUCCAUCAACCUGUGCAGCGCAGAGUUCCUGCAGUCGGAUACAGAGGAGACCAGAGAGCUACAAGCUAAACUCAAGGACAUGAACAACCACUGGGACAAACUGGGCAGCUCACUGGAGGAGUGGAGGUCUUCAUUACAGGAAGCUCUCAUGCAGUGUCAAGACUUUCACGAGAUGAGUCACGGUCUGCUGCUGUGGUUGGAAAACAUCGACCGCAGAAGGAAUGAGGUGGUUCCCAUUGACCCCAUCCAGGACAGUGACACGCUCCAUGAGCACCAUAAAACCCUCACGCAAAUCCGCCAGGAGCUGCUGGACUCGCAGCUUAAAGUUGCCUCGCUGCAAGACAUGUCCCUCCAGUUGCUGGUCAACUCUCAGGGCAGCGACUGCCUGGAGGCCAAGGAGAAGGUUCACGUCAUAGGGAACCGACUGAAACUGCUGCUAAAGGAAGUAACCAGAGACCUCAGAGAGCUGGCUAAGAUCCUGGACAUAACAAGCAGCCAACAGGAUCUGUCUUCGUGGUCGUCCGCCGAUGACCUGGACACGUCUGGCUCCCUCAGUCCUGUAUCAGGAAGGAGCACACCGAGCCGGCGACGAUCGCAACGGGGCAAAUGUAGUCUGUCACAGCCUGGACCGUCUGUGAGCAGUCCACACCACAGGUCUCGCAGCGGCGCUGGAUCCGCUUCCUUCCCUUCUGAGACGGAGACGCCGUCAGCCCGUCGGUCUUCGUUUCUGCGGCGCGUCCUCUGGGUGGCGCUGCCUCUCCAGCUCCUCCUGCUCCUGUUGGUGGUGUUUGCCUUCCUGCUGCCCUUGUCCGAGGAGGACUACUGCUCUCAGUCCAACAACUUUGCUCAUUCCUUGUACCCGAUGCUCAGCUACACUAACGGACCACCUCCGGUGUAGGAGGGGGGCGGCCGGGAGAACGCUAGAUUUCUGGCAUCAGCGUGCCGAGAUCCUUGAAAUGAUCAAUCAUGUUGGCAGCAAAAAAAAAAAAAAAAAAAAAACUACUCUGAUCAUCCAUUUUUACUGCAAAAAAAACAGCUGCCAUCUACAGUUAAUAUCUCUGUGUGUAGCACAUAUAGGAAGCAUCUCGCUAUGUUACUCUGUGUAAUGCCGUGUCAGUUAAGGAGAAUUUUUUGGUGUAACAAGACUGGAUAAACUGGGGCUGUAGCCCACAGUGGAUAUCUGCUUAAUGAAUGGACUGUUCACUCAGUCUGAAGAGAACCGCUAGUAGACAGCACCAAAGUUAAAUGCCGAAAUAUAGCCUGUGAAUCUGCUUGUAACUCGAAAAAUUUGUAAACGAAGACGACGAAAGAUUUAAUAUAUCUCACACUGCAAUUAUUUUUUUACCUGUAUUUUGGCAUGCGGUUUUAACCUUUGCUUUUAUUUACAUCCUUCAUUGUGUCUGUGGUAAAGUUCUUUUUUUUUUUUUUUUAACUCGAAUACAUUGAUUCACAUGAGAGUCGUUUAAGCCAAGCGUUUUAGUAUCAAAGUCAAGACGCAGUCCAAGAGUUUAACCUCUAACAUCAGCCAUUUACGCUCUUUAUACAUCCUGCUGGUUUAUUUUUUAAAAGUAUCAAACACGUCUUUAAGAUGGAGAACUAUGACGUAUAGAACUAAUGUAUAUUUUGUAUGACUGUCAGUUCGGUAUCAAAUGUAUAACAGUCCAGGAUUAUUUAAUGUGUACAUAAUGCAAAGAAGUUCAAAUGACAAAUGUAUGUAUAUGCGACCAUGAAAAACAAUGCCAAAUCCUCAA
Molecule: messenger RNA, 27697 nt
Organism: Mugil cephalus (flathead mullet)
Lineage: Eukaryota; Metazoa; Chordata; Actinopteri; Mugiliformes; Mugilidae
Gene: syne1b
Product: spectrin repeat containing, nuclear envelope 1b
Exons: 147
Coding region: 409-26844 (8811 amino acids)
Cellular component (GO): membrane
Molecular function (GO): protein binding
Source: RefSeq, a predicted model, not a curated record